This is a messenger RNA of Rotaria sp. Silwood2, 222 nucleotides long. Lineage: Eukaryota; Metazoa; Rotifera; Eurotatoria; Philodinida; Philodinidae. The record is from the annotation of a GenBank genome assembly.
AUGUCUACUACGAUGAGUCAACCAUUAGAUUAUCUUUAUGUUACGAUAGAUAAUAACAAUGGAGAUAUAAAAACUUCGAUUUAUCAUAAAUCAGCUUCAGAACCCUAUAUUCUACCUUAUGAAUCUGAUCAUCCACGUCAUGUUCAUGUUAAUAUAGUGAACAACUCAUUACUUCGAACAGCUCGAAUUUGUUCAACAGUUGAAUAUUUUGAUAUGGAAUGA